AUGAGAUCUGCUAGUAUUUUUUCGCUUUCUUGUAUUCUCAUGUUCUUCAUCAUGAACAGUGUCAAAGACGUGGAAGCUGGAUUAACUCCCAUGGAUAACAAAUGCGUCCGCCAGAAGGAUAUAUUUGUCGGGGGAUGCGGUCGUGAUGGAAACGAAAUGUGCAUAAACGACUUUGUUCAGAAAGGCAAUGAUUGGCCUUCUAGUUGCGAAGGUGAAGAGAAUAGGCCUUCUAGUUGCGACUGUGAUAACUACACGGACCAACAUUUAUGCACAUGUGAUUUUGAUUGCUAG
Raphanus sativus (radish) is the source of this 291-nucleotide messenger RNA. Its product is annotated as putative defensin-like protein 235. Gene Ontology annotation, biological process: signal transduction. The record is from RefSeq and is a predicted model, not a curated record. Lineage: Eukaryota; Viridiplantae; Streptophyta; Magnoliopsida; Brassicales; Brassicaceae. Bases 1 to 291 code for a protein of 96 amino acids. The transcript has 3 exons.